Molecule: messenger RNA, 1825 nt
Organism: Xenopus tropicalis (tropical clawed frog)
Lineage: Eukaryota; Metazoa; Chordata; Amphibia; Anura; Pipidae
Gene: gda
Product: guanine deaminase
Exons: 14
Coding region: 210-1643 (477 amino acids)
Biological process (GO): guanine catabolic process
Molecular function (GO): zinc ion binding; hydrolase activity, acting on carbon-nitrogen (but not peptide) bonds; guanine deaminase activity
Source: RefSeq, a predicted model, not a curated record
GCAAUUUUUAAAAGUGGGUGGGUCUGACAAUUUAAGCAAUGAAUAUUAAAGGGAAGUACUGUUUGUAUGAUGGCUUGGCUUCUGCCUUUCAAGCAGGUGUGGCCAGACAUCUUCCCUUCAUAUAUUUGUAUAAAGGCAGAUUCUUUUUUAAUACCGUUCAGCUUUCUUCGUUCACUUUGAGUCAGAGCACAGACACCUGCUGCUGAGCCAUGGACACUGUGCAGCAUGUCUUCAGAGGCACUUUUGUACAUUCAACCCAGACAUGUCCAAUGGAGGUCCUAGAAAACCAUAUACUGGGGGUUGGCAGCACUGGAAAAAUUUUAUUUAUAGAACAUGCUGAAAAGGAAGCGCAAUUGGCUCUGAAGUGGAAAUUUGAUGAGAGCAAAAUUGAAGACCUUGGCAAGAAUGAGUUCUUCAUGCCUGGAAUGAUAGACACUCACAUUCAUGCCCCUCAGUACUCAUUCAUAGGAUCAGGAAUGGACCGACCACUUCUGCAGUGGUUAGAACACAUUACGUUCCCAACAGAAGAAAAGUUCUCUGAUCUAGAUCUUGCUAGCAACAUUUAUGAAACAGUUGUGCGAAGAACACUGAAAAAUGGCACAACAACAGCUUGCUACUUUGCAACAAUUCACACAGAUGCUUCUCUUGUGCUGGCCGAUAUUGCAGAUCGCUAUGGUCAAAGAGCAUUUAUUGGAAAAGUAUGCAUGGAUAGCAAUACAGCAUACCCAGAAUAUAUUGAAAGUACAGAAGAGUCCAUUGCAGAAACACAAAGAUUUGUUGAAGCAAUGCAAAAUAUGAAGUAUGACAGGGUUAAGCCUAUAAUCACGCCUCGCUUUGCAGUCUCUUGCAGUGAAAGAUUGCUGUGUGAACUUGGUAGGCUUGCAGACAGUUAUGGGCUUCACAUUCAGAGCCAUAUAAGUGAGUCUGUGGCAGAGAUUCAAGAGGUGCUGAAUUUAUUCCCUGAAUACAAUAAUUACACUGAAGUGUACAGUAAAAACAAAUUAUUGACAAACAUGACAGUGAUGGCUCAUGGCUGCUAUCUCACAGAUGAAGAACUGCAUUUGUUUAGAAGCAAUGGAUCUGCAAUAUCACAUUGCCCCAAUUCAAACAUUUCGUUGUGCAGUGGUCAUCUUGAUGUCAGCAAUGUAAUAAAACAGAAAGUUAAAGUGGGUCUUGGAACAGAUAUAGCAGGAGGUUACUCAAUCUCCAUGCUUGAUGCUAUUCGCAAAGCAAUAGAAACAUCAAAAAUUUUAUUCAUGGAACGAGAGAAGAGACGAAAAGAAAGCAAGACAAUACACAAUCACCUCCAAGAGGAGAAUGGCAUGCUACCAGAGAAAGAAUGCAACUGCAGAAUAAAAAACAAUGGAAAAAAAGUAUUAAGUGAUCAGGAAGCAUUCCGACUUGCAACCCUUGGAGGAAGUCAAGCUUUGAAUAUUGACCACAUAACUGGAAACUUUGAAAUUAACAAGGAAUUUGAUGCCUUGCUAAUCAGUCCUGAAAUCCACAACAGCCCAUUUGAUGUGUUUUCUCAAUUCUCCAAGGAGGACAUGGUUCAGAGGUUUUUGUAUUUAGGUGAUGACCGUAACAUCAAAGCAGUGUAUGUCGCAGGAAGACGCGUGGUACCUUUCCAGAACAAUUCAUGAUUUCACAAUACUUAUUUUUUAAAGGACCGCAUUAUAACAUAUGUUAAUUAUGUCAUAAUGUAACAUCAUGAUAAUAAAUGUAUAAGCAAUCAUGUUAAUAAUACUACCAAUAUUACCAACAAUCUUUUCUCCCAGAACAAGGCCAACUGAAUAUCCAUUAUUAAACUUUACUACUUUACUAA